Molecule: messenger RNA, 999 nt
Organism: Miscanthus lutarioriparius
Lineage: Eukaryota; Viridiplantae; Streptophyta; Magnoliopsida; Poales; Poaceae
Source: the annotation of a GenBank genome assembly
AUGGCCACUGAUGCUCCUGCAGGAAAUUCAGGUUCCUUAUCUGUAGCUAGUAAUGACAAUAAGAAGGUGUCUCGCGAAGAUAUUGAACUUGUUCAGAAUUUGAUAGAGCGUUGUCUACAGCUAUACAUGAACAAAGGAGAAGUAGUUAGAACUCUUUCUACUCGUGCUAGAAUAGAACCUGGCUUCACUACUUUAGUAUGGCAGAAACUUGAAGAAGAGAACUCUGAGUUCUUUAGGGAUUACUAUAUACGGCUGAAAUUGAAAAGGCAGAUCAUCUUGUUCAAUCAUUUAUUGCAACACCAGUACAAUUUGAUGAAAUAUCCAGCACCUCCAAAUAUUCCAUUGGCUCCAAUACAAAAUGGAAUUCAUCAUAUGCCAGUUAGCAAUUUACCAAUGGGGUAUCCAGUACUUCAGCAGCCUAUCAUGCCUGCUCCCGGCCAGCCUCACAUGGAUCCAAUGGCCUGUGGUCUGUCCAGUGGUCAUGUGGUUAAUGGAAUACCUGCAGGUGGUUAUCAUCCAAUGCGCAUGAACUCCGGAAAUGACAUGGUUGUGGACAGUGGAGCACCUGAAGCACCACAUGCUGGUGCUACGGGUAGUGCUAUGUCAUCUGAGAUGGCUGUGAGUCCCUCAUCAGCGGCUUCAAGCAACCAUGCUCCUUUUAUGCCAUCAGAGAUACCAGGCAUGACCAUGGAUGUAUCAGCCCUAGACUCGGCAUUUGGAUCUGAUGUGGGGAAUCCUGGAUCUCUGCAAUUAGGACCAGAUGGCUCAUCAAGAGACUCUAUUAGAUCCUUAGGGCAGCUCUGGAAUUUCAGCCUCUCUGAUCUAACAGCAGAUUUGACGAGUUUGGGAGCAGAUUUGGACGUGCUGGAGAACUACACUGGCACCCCUUUCCUGCCUUCAGAUUCGGACAUUUUGCUUGAUUCCCCAGACCAAGAUGAUAUAGUCGAAUAUUUUGCUGACGCCAUCAACGGGUCUCCGUCAGACGAAGAGAGAUCAUAG